ACUACGGUUGAUGUUCUUGAUGACCGCGGUAGAACUCCAUGCGACCUUAGCUGCGAUGAGCAAAUGAUGCGACUCACAGCUCGAACGGCUGAUCGAGACGUCGACGAGCAAAGAACUCUGCCCAAAAACGCGGAAGAUGUCGAGCAUGUUACAUCAACAGCGCUGUGGGUGUUAACGAACGGUGAAACAGUUACCGAUGAGCAUCUACUCAGAGAUCGACGUCCACCAGAAGCGGAGGACUCUAGUUCGUCCGUAUUGAGCGAUGCCGCAGAAGAAGACAAUGAUUUGAACGAGCCAGGCAGCAGCAGCGCAAGGUGGUGCGAUGAGCCGCUUCAUGUAGAAAUUUCCAUGGACACAGACGUUCAUGUGCCAGAUUCGCCUAAGAUGGCUGAUUUGUUUGAAGCUGUCACCAGUCCUGGUAUGAUGCUGAAUGAUGGCGUACGCGCUAAAAUGGCCUUACUUGCUCAACAAAUAAUAGAUGCCUUGCCAGAUCGAAUAAAGGUACUUUUCUAA
Messenger RNA from Strongylus vulgaris, 513 nucleotides. The record is from the annotation of a GenBank genome assembly. Lineage: Eukaryota; Metazoa; Nematoda; Chromadorea; Rhabditida; Strongylidae.